AUGAUUUUAGUUAUUCGGAUAUACAUGAAACUCAAUGGAUAACUAAUAUAGAAGAGUCACAGCAUUAUGAAGAUUUAAUAAAUGUUGUUGAUGAAUCGCCUUUUCUGAACGUCCUGGAAGAUAUGUUUGACCAGUUAGUAACUUAUGAUGAAAAAUCACAAACAGCUGAUGUAGAAGAAUUACCUCACCUAGAUGAACUAUUAGAAGUUGAAAGAAAUAGUAAUGAUGAAAAUAUUGAGGAUUCAGGGCCACUAUAUCCAAUCGUACUAGGAAUAGAUUUUAGUAACUGGAAAGAAGAAGCUCACAUAAUCGAAGGUCAUAACAAAGGGCAUCAUACAGGAAAUUGUAAAUUCCAUGUAAAUAUAUAUCGAAGGAAGAAUAAUAAUUUGAUAUAUAUUACGAAAGUUGAUAGUGAACAUAAUCAUAAACUUGUUGAAAAUAUUGACAUGGUCGCUUCUCAUUAUUGCAAACUUUCCCCAGAAAUUUGUAAUAAAUGUAAAAACCCAACAAAAUACAUUCAUCCUCGUAACAUUUAUAAUAUAGUUCAGGCAAUUAGGCAUGAGAAAAGAGUAACUAGUGAUGCUGAUAAUUAUCUGGUGUGUCUCUGCUGGAUGAGACCAAGCCAACAACAAUUAUGGGCUCGUUUCUUUGAUGUAGUAUUAAUUGACACAACUGCAAAAAUAAACAAAUAUUCAAUGAUUUUGUGUGUUGUUAUUUUGAUUGACAACCAUAAUCAAUCUCAUCUUGUAGCUACUGCAUUAUUGUCCGAUGAAACUAAGGAUACAUUUUCAUGGUUGUUUGAAAGUUUUAAAAAAGUAACAAGUGGAUUAGUACUAUCCCUACUUUAUACUGAUGCUGAUCUUGCAAUGAUAGCUGCAGCAAAAAGAGUGCAGAGUACUCAACAUGUUGAAGCCUAUAAUAGCAUAAUUAAAAGUAAUGUAAAUAGAACAUUAUCACUCUUAGAACUUGAUCAUACUAUUGAGAGGCUGUUAGUAAAAGAAAAUCAGUUUGUAAAUUUAAAUGAUGCUAUUAGCAAGUUUUCUAUGAGUCAAGAAGAGGGAUAUCAUAAUUGGUAUUUUAAAAAAAUUGAUGAAGUAUGUCAACGUUUUUUAACUCCUGCGAUUCUAAAACUUCAACAAAAUGAGAUGAAUCGCAGUGCACAUUACCAGUGCAACAUGAUUAGUUUGAAUGAGGAAACUAUACAGCAAGUUAGUAUUAAGUGUUUAAAUAUUGUGGAUUCAACAUUUACAAAAAGCAUUCGUGGUCAACAUGUUUUUACACAAGAAAUUCAUCAUGAGUUUAUACUUAAACAACAAUGGGGAAAAGGGUUCAGAAUAAUGAAAAAAGCACUUAACUUAGCUAUUUCAACAGGUAGAGCAGAAGAGCUUUAUGAAAUGCAUUCAAGACUUGUUAGUGAAAUGGAAAAUGAGAUUGAGAUAAAUGAAGGAUGA
Scutellospora calospora is the source of this 1451-nucleotide messenger RNA. The record is from the annotation of a GenBank genome assembly. Lineage: Eukaryota; Fungi; Glomeromycota; Glomeromycetes; Diversisporales; Gigasporaceae.